CAUGGAAUGCAAGAGAAUGUUGGAAGCCAGUGUGAAACGACAAAGGCGGUGUGCCAAUUAUAAGCCCAACAUUUGGCAAUAUGAUUUCAUUAUGUCUCUUGAAAGCCAAUAUGAUGGAGAAGAAUAUAAAAGAUGUUAUAAGAAGCUGAGAGAGGAGGUGAAGCGAAUGUUUGUUGAAGAAAAAGAGCAAGUUUGCAAGUUGAAGCUGGUUGAUAAGAUAAAGAAGCUAGGAUUGACAUACCUGUUCGAGGAGGAAAUUGAGGAAACCAUGUGCAGCAUUGCCAAUUCCAGGAGCAGCAUUACUUGUGCGGAUCAUGUCUAUGCUACUCCAUUAUGCUUUAGGCUUCUGAGGGAGCAUGGUUAUCAAGUUUCACAAGACAUUUUAGGCAGUUGCAUAGAGGAAAAGGGCGGUACUUAUAGUGUUGAUACAGAUGUCGAAGGAUUGAUUGAGCUCCUUGAGGCCUCUCAUUUAUGCUUUGAAGGAGAAAACAUGGCAGCAAAGAUUAAAGAAUAUUCAACCAAAAAACUCAAGCACUAUUUGUCUAAUUGUAGCCUGGACGCUGCUAUGGCCAACCAAGUUGCACGUGUAUUGGAGCUAUCAUCCCAUCAAAGAGUACCAUGGUUCAACGUCAAAUGGAACAUCCAUAUUUACGAGCAAAGAAAGGAUAUGAACCUCCAUUUAUUCCGUUUAGCAAAGCUUAACUUCAAUAUUGUCCAACUACAUCUUCAAAAAGAUCUCAAGGACAUUUCACGGUGGUGGAAAAAUCUGAAUCUAAGUCAUCAUUUAAGCUUUACAAGGGAUCGAUUGGUAGAGUGUUUCAUGUGCUCGCUAGGACUUGUCUUUCAGCCUCGACAAUCAUCCUUCAGAAAAUGGCUUACCAAACUCAUUAUUUUUGUACUUAUCAUUGAUGAUGUUUAUGACAUCUAUGGUUCACAGGAAGAGCUAAAACAAUUCACCACUGCUAUUGAUAGGUGGGACUUGAAGAUAAUUCAAGAUUUGCCAGAGUGCAUGAAAAUAUGUUUCCAAGUACUAUAUGAUACUGUCCAUGAAACUGCCUACGAAAUUAACGAACAAAAUGGAUGGGACCAAGUCUUAACUCACCUAAAGAAAGGGUGGGCAGAUUUCUGUAAAUCUCUAUUUGUGGAAGCAAAAUGGGACAACGAAGGAUAUCCACCAUCUCUGCAAGAGUACUUGAAGAAUGCGUGGAUUUCAUCGUCUGGUGCUCUAAUUGCUAUUUACUCAUUUUUAGCAACAACAUCACAUGAUCAUCCAACUGAGGAGAUGGUACAGUUCCUGGGUACAAAUUAUCAUGAUCUGGUCUAUAAUCAGUCCUUGAUUAUCCGGCUUUGCAACGACUUAGGAACUUCAACGGCAGAGAAAGAGAGAGGAGAUGCUCCUUCAUCGAUCCUAUGUUAUCAACGAGAAGAGAAUGUUGGAGAAGAAGAAGCAGAGGAGCACAUUAAGGAAAUAAUAAGGAAGAGUUGGAAGAAACUGAAUGGAGAAUGUUUUGCCAUCAGAUCAUCAUCACCUUUCCUGAAAUCUUUUGUGGAUCUCACUGUAAAUGCUGCUCGUGUGGCUCACUGCCUUUACCAGUAUGAAGAUGGUUUUGGUGUUCAAGACCGCCACAUUCGCUGCAACAUUCUGUCAUUACUGGUUGAACCCUUCAAGCUUGAUUAA
This is a messenger RNA of Carica papaya (papaya), 1678 nucleotides long. Its product is annotated as alpha-farnesene synthase-like. Gene Ontology annotation, molecular function: magnesium ion binding; terpene synthase activity. The record is from RefSeq and is a predicted model, not a curated record. Lineage: Eukaryota; Viridiplantae; Streptophyta; Magnoliopsida; Brassicales; Caricaceae. Gene Ontology annotation, biological process: diterpenoid biosynthetic process.